Messenger RNA from Brettanomyces bruxellensis, 915 nucleotides. Its product is annotated as Bifunctional purine biosynthetic protein ade1. Gene Ontology annotation, biological process: 'de novo' IMP biosynthetic process. Gene Ontology annotation, molecular function: phosphoribosylaminoimidazolesuccinocarboxamide synthase activity. The record is from RefSeq and is a predicted model, not a curated record. Bases 1 to 915 code for a protein of 304 amino acids. NCBI's taxonomy places the organism in Eukaryota, Fungi, Ascomycota, Pichiomycetes, Pichiales, Pichiaceae. Gene Ontology annotation, cellular component: cytoplasm. The transcript has a single exon.
AUGUGUCUCGCAUCAACAAAUCUCGAUGGUAUUCUUCCUCUAGUUGCUAGAGGUAAAGUGAGAGAUCUUUACAAGGUUGAUGAGAACUCACUUUUAUUUGUUGCCACAGACAGAAUUUCCGCAUAUGAUGUGAUUAUGAACAAUGGUGUUGCGGAUAAGGGCAAGAUCUUGACUCAGCUAUCUAUUUUUUGGUUUGAUUUCUUGAAGAAUGACAUUGAAAACCAAUUGAUUGCUUCGGAUGAUGCCGAGAUCUUGAAGAGACUUCCAGCAAAGCUCUCAGAACCAAAAUACAGCAAGCAGAUUGCAGGAAGGAGUUUGCUUGUCAAGAAUCUCAACAUGAUUCCACUUGAAGUUAUUGUCAGAGGAUACAUUACUGGAAGUGCCUGGAAGGAGUACAAAAAAAAUGGAACCGUUCAUGGUUUGCCUGCUCCAGAAGGUCUCAGGGAGUCUGAUCCAUUCCCACAUCCAAUUUUCACACCAUCUACCAAAGCUGAAUUGGGAAAACAUGACGAAAACAUAUCUCCGGAAAAGGCAGGUGAAUUAAUUGGUAAAGAUCUUGCUGAAAGGGUUGGAAAAGUUGCUGUCAAACUCUACUCCAAGGCUAGAGACUACGCCAAAACAAGGGGUAUAAUUCUUGCCGACACCAAGUUCGAAUUUGCUCUUUCCGACAACGGUGACAUUAUUCUUGCCGAUGAGGUUCUUACUCCAGACUCAUCCAGAUUUUGGAGUGCCAAAGAUUACAAACCAGGUCAGGCUCAAAAGUCAUACGAUAAACAAUUUUUGAGAGAUUGGCUUACCGCUAACAAGUUGAAUGGAAAGAAAGACGUGACAAUGCCAGAAGAUAUUGUGAAAAAGACCUCUGACAAGUACAUUGAGGCUUUUGAGGACUUGACUGGCAAGAAAUGGCAAAGUUAA